AUGACCGGCUCGGGUGAAAAAGUUUCAACAACAACGACACCUACGAUCACACCGUGGAGUUUUAGUUCUAUUCUUAAUGGAAUAUCAGAGUAUAGAAAGAAACUUAACUUGCCCAACCCGGGCACUUUUGAAGGUCUUCAUAAAGAGGUUAAAGCCACGUUUCUGACGAAUCACUUGUUUGAUGGAGGUAGAGCUGAUGUUACAAAGGUUCUAUCGCAACAUCUUCAAGUGACUCAUUCGUUCUCAAUGGGUUCAACAAUAGCUCCUCCAAUGUAUAAUUUUGGGGCUGCUUUCAUUGGUAUUAAAUCUUUUCUUCAUGGUUCUAUUGAUACAGAAGGAAACUUGACAGCACGCAUGAAUUAUGCAUGGGAUGCAAAUAAUAUAACAAAACUUCAGGCUCAUAUAUCACCAUCACCAGGGCAUUCAAUGCUUCAAUUAGAACAAGAUUAUCAGGGAUCAGAUUAUUCUAUAAAUUGUAAAACUAUUAAUCCUUCGCCGGUUGAAAAUACUGGGAUUUUUAUUCUCAGUUACUUUCAAUCUGUAACACAAAAACUAGCAUUGGGAGUUGAAAAUGUAUAUCAGAAGCCAACUCCUGACAUUGAAGAAACCACCAGAUCUUUGGUAGCAAAGUAUACCGGGAAAGAUUGUAUUGCAACUUUGCAUUGGCAAGAAAUGGGUGCUUUUCAGGCAUCAUACUAUCAAAAGAUCAACGAAAAAGUAGACUUUGGAACAGAAUUACAAAUACUUACCGCAUCAGGCCGGAGAGAAGCGGUUUGCACAGUAGGUGGUAAAUUCGAUUUUCGAGCCGCUACUUUCAGAGGCCAGAUUGAUACAACGGGACGCGUUUCAGCCGUUAUAGAGCAAAAAAUCGCCCCGGGAUUCAGUUUUAUUAUCACCGGCGAUAUCGAACACAUGAAGAGCACAUCAAGAUUUGGUGUAGGAAUUCAAUUGGAGGCAUAG
Molecule: messenger RNA, 960 nt
Organism: Funneliformis mosseae
Lineage: Eukaryota; Fungi; Glomeromycota; Glomeromycetes; Glomerales; Glomeraceae
Source: the annotation of a GenBank genome assembly